Diachasmimorpha longicaudata is the source of this 1262-nucleotide messenger RNA. RefSeq lists its product as uncharacterized. The record is from RefSeq and is a predicted model, not a curated record. The transcript has 4 exons. The coding region runs from base 1 to 591 and encodes 196 amino acids. NCBI's taxonomy places the organism in Eukaryota, Metazoa, Arthropoda, Insecta, Hymenoptera, Braconidae.
AUGUCGCGCCCUUGUCCCGCGAAAGAUAAGUCUUUGUUACACCGUGACACGUUGAACAUCGUCUCCAGAGAAACUCCCGGCGAGAAUCAUCCGGAAGAAUCCAACACAAUCCCAAUCAAUGGAGAAAUCGGCCCAACGCGACUCUCCAGAGAUGUUACGAAAAAAAAAUUAGCAGAGUGGAGAAUUGCAUUAAAUCGCGAUGAUUUGAGUGCUGGGAGAGCUGUAUGUGAAAAACAUUUUCGAACUCAGGAAAUAGAUUGGACAGAGAGAGAUGCUAUAAUUAGAAAUGGACAAGUUUUCGGCAAGGUUGAACAGUUAACCCUGCGUCUCGAAGACGUGCCAUUAGCGAUUUCAAUUUACGAGCGUGUUCUUCCAAGGAAGCCGCAUAGACAACGAUAUCGUCCAUGUAGACAAAAAGCUCAAUUCCUUAAAGCCCUGAUAGCACCAUGUCCAUCAUGCGCUGGAAUGUACAACUACAGGUACAUAGCUGGGGCGUUUUUGAGUCCAAAAGGCAUUUUAUUAAAUUCAAAGAAUCCGAAGGGGGUUAAGAAAGCCGUUUUAUGCCUCGAUUUGACAUCCAUAGGGAUUUGAUGGAAUCCCGAGGCCAAGUCUAGUGUACUGAAAUAUUUUGCUGAGCCUAAUUGAUGUAGAAUAUCUGUGAUGUUGGCAAGGGGGUACGCAUCACUAAUUGUCUUCUCGUUUAGUGCUCUAUAGUCAAUGACCAUUCGCCAUCGUGGUUUACCGGAAGCAUCGGCUUUCUUGGGAACUACCCAAACAGAUGAAUUGUAAGGAGAUGUUGAUGGGGAUACGACAUUAUUUUCUAAUAAGCUAUCUACUUGUUUCCUGAUUUCCUCUCUAUGCAUAGGGGGGAAGCGGUAUUGUUUUGUGUUGACCGGGAUUUCAUCAGUGGUGAACAACGUAUGUUUUGCAGAGUUUGUCGGGCGUAAUUUAUCACCUGGCAAGUGGAACUGAUAAGGAAAUUGGAAGAUAACUUUAAGGACACUUGUUUUUUCCUCCUCAUCUAGAUUUGACAGUUCUAGUGAUUCUACUAAUUUGGAAAUUCUGUUGGCAGUAUUUUUGGAGUGUGUUAUGUCCGGAGACGUUGUCAGCGUCGGAGGACAACUAUUGUAUAAGAGAAUUAUUUACAGAAAACAAGAACUAGAAAUUUUGAUAUAAAAAUAUGGAAAAGCCAAGUUAGAAAUAUGGAAUGAAGCUGAAUAUUUUUAUAUUUGAAGUUUUAUUUGGACGACGCUAGAUUUGUU